GGAGGCGGAGUUUUACAUAAAAUGCCAGUUGAAGGGAAGCGGCGAGUGAACUGAGGAUCUCCUUCCGCCGUCCGUAUGUGCAGAGAGCAGUCUGAUAUCGCUGGGAGGAAAAUGGGUGGGCUGUGGAAAGAGACCCUGGCUCUGGCAGAGGACUACCUGUCCAUUUGCUGCACAAGCCCACAUCAAGCCCCUUCACCUCCCAGCGAGUCAGCCGCUGCCAUGAGGCGUCUGGCCCAGGACAUGGAAAAGCAGCAUCAGGCUCGCUUCCACUCCCUUGCUCAGACCUUCCUUGGGCAGUGCGGGCCGGACCCCUGCUCCAGCCUCAGGAAGGUGAUAGAGGAGCUGGUGGGUGACGGACAUUUGAACUGGGGAAGGGUUGUGUCCCUUUUCACCUUUACUGGGGUGCUGGCCAGACUGUUGCUGGAGCAGAAGGGAAUGAAGCCGGGGCUGGACUCUGGGCAGGGGCAGGAACUGGGACAGGUGCCUGGAAGCUGCAGGGGAUUGGCACAAACCAUAGCCGACUACCUGGGAGAGGAGAAGAAAGACUGGCUGCUGGAGAAUGACAGCUGGGCGGGGUUCUGUAAGUUCUCCCGCAGUGCCAGAGAGGUGAACCAGGACUCGUCCAUGAAGACAGCGCUGUUUGCUGCGGCUGGAGUCGGCCUCGCUGGACUCACCUUCCUCCUGGUGCGCUAACCAGCCUUUUUAGAUCCUUUUGCAUCCUCAUCCAAGUUCUUGUUUCAUUUGGCACAAUUAAGUAGAUCUUUGAUUCAGUCAUUCAUUCUAACAUCAGUGCUGCAAAAACACAGCUUAAUCUGUAGUGAAUUCAGGGUUGUUAUCUCAAGUCAUCAACUGAAUGUUUGCACAUACUCGGACCCCCCCCCCUACACACAUA
Molecule: messenger RNA, 892 nt
Organism: Thunnus maccoyii (southern bluefin tuna)
Lineage: Eukaryota; Metazoa; Chordata; Actinopteri; Scombriformes; Scombridae
Gene: bcl2l10
Product: BCL2 like 10
Exons: 3
Coding region: 76-693 (205 amino acids)
Biological process (GO): extrinsic apoptotic signaling pathway in absence of ligand; intrinsic apoptotic signaling pathway in response to DNA damage; regulation of apoptotic process
Cellular component (GO): mitochondrial outer membrane
Molecular function (GO): protein heterodimerization activity; protein homodimerization activity
Source: RefSeq, a predicted model, not a curated record